Messenger RNA from Fusarium poae, 4737 nucleotides. RefSeq lists its product as uncharacterized. The record is from RefSeq and is a predicted model, not a curated record. Lineage: Eukaryota; Fungi; Ascomycota; Sordariomycetes; Hypocreales; Nectriaceae. Bases 1 to 4737 code for a protein of 1578 amino acids. The transcript has a single exon.
AUGUCCGGCCUUCCAGAAGGCUGGGAAGCCGACUAUGAUGGCCGUCGCUGGUUCUACAAGUACAAACCCACGGGACACAUCCAGUACCACUUCCCCAAGGAAGGCGAUGAGUUUCCGGACUUUAUUGAUAGUUUUUCACCCGCGCCGGACCUUGCGCCCGAAGAACGGCUCGAGUCGCAGCAACAGGUUCGGCGCCAUGGGAGUACCACCGCGGCGCCGGCCAGGCUGAGCCCCAAGAAGGACGAUGGAGGGUAUGGUAUGUCGGCUACGGCGCGACCGGUGAGUAUGACCUGGGAUGGAGCGUUCGAAGAGGAGAGCACGGUUUUUCAGCCAGAAAACUUUAUGUACCUCGGGCCAGGGACGUAUACCGAUGUGAGUCCGCUAGCGGAAGAGGAAGAGGAGGCUGCAAGGAGAGUUGUUGCGGGGGGCAUCGAAGGGAGAGUCGACAAGAGUCCUUCAAAGGGUGUAAGUCCUUUGAACAGCGAAAGGACAACGCCAUCUCAAAGCACUGCAAACGCAGGCCCUAUCGCAGGAGAACCAGUAUUGGUGCCGCCUACAGUCGUCGAAGAGAUUCACGAAAUGCCGAGCCAUGAGCCUCCGCCAGCACCUGAUCCUGUGGGCAUCAUCGCAGAGAUGCCGACAUACGAUACGGCUCAAGCACACAUCGAAAAACACCCUCCACCGAUCGAGAUGGCGGAUAAUACAGUUCUGGCGCCUAUAGAAACUGCAGUCCCGGUGGCUGAGUUACCAGAGCGAACGAGUCCAAUAGAAAAGAAGAAAGAUGAACCACAACUCGCGCCUGGAUCGCUGAGGAACUAUAGCAUACCCAUGCGGCCGUUGAAGAUUGAUAAAAAUCCACUUGAGGAUGCACCACCCAUGGUUCAACCAUACAAGCCAGAAACUCGUAUCGAGAUACCACCAAAUCCGGCGCCUCUGCGACGAUCGACUUUUCAACCUGGCGAACCAAUGGCUAAUUCGAGUCCUAUUCGACCACCCGACAGAGGUCACGCUGGUACGCCCAACGUGCUCUCGCCGCCUCAAGUGCCGCCUAAGCGUCCAUUAGAUGAACCAUCUCAACCUCAAAUACCUUUUAAGCCAGCUUUCGAUCAGUCUUCUCGGGCUAAUUUACCACCAGUUGCCGCUAAAAAUGCACCAUAUAUCCCAGGGCAAGAGCCAGAAUUAUCUCACAUGCCAUCUGUGUUGAAGCCUGCACGUGGGAAAGGCCCUGGGCAGCCUGAACCUGGUCCUACGAGACCGCCACAGGGCCAUGUUUAUGUGCCACCCACACAAGGAAAACAUCCGCCGUCCAUGACUCCAGCACCUAUGGUUCAGCAACAGCGCCUUGAGGAACCGCGAAUGGGUGUCCAGAGAAUCAAUACUGUACCUGAUUCAUUGCCUUCCCAGAGGCCACAAUCUGUGAUCCAAAAUGGGCAUCAAGGACUGCCACUUAGUACAGCUAAUCGGCCGCAUAUGCCAAAACGGCCUGCCAGCGUGAUGCCUGACAUGAUGGGAACGCAAACGCAGGCUCAAUAUCGGAGUCCAAUCGAGGGCGUUCCACCCAAAAACCUGCCCCGAUCUGCAACAGCCGGACCUGGAACUCAAUUUCCUCCAUAUCCAGUCGAUAAUCUGCCUUAUCCUGACGACCGACCAGCAUUUCGUAGAGAAGAUCCUCCAUAUCCCGAAGAGCCAUUCGUGCAAAAAACUUCCAUACCAGAUCGAGGCCCCGUUAAUCCGUCUCCUCCGCCUCACAAUAAUCGACGGCAUUCAUCAUACAGCUCUGCUAUCGUCUCGCCUGACUCGCGACAUGGCAGCAUGUCUUUUCCUACUCAGACACCUUCUCCAAUGGAACACAGUCGUCGUGCAUCUACCACUUCAAGUUCUAUUCCCAACUACACACCUUCGCCCGUGUCAAAUACGCCGCCAUCUACGCAGGGCUUGUCGCUAACGCCCCCUCCUGCUACAGGAAACCAAUAUCCUCAGGGGUCUUACUUCAACGUGCAAGAUGCUGAGGGUCAGAGUUAUAAUCCUGCUGCUCGAGAUGUGCUGCGUAGGCAGUCUCUGAGCCGUGGUGUAGACCCAAGACGCAACUCUGUUGGUACAGAUCCUGUCACUGUUCAACGUGGAUCGCCUCUGGCACAGCAGACAGUUCAAGGUUACAACACAGUGCCGCAAGGACUACCGCAUUCUCAGUCUGUACCACAGGUAUCCCAGGUUAAUACCGCUCUACAGAGCCAGCGUCCCGUUGCUCCCACGCCACCUCCGCAAGGCCAGCAGGGCCUCGGACGCAUCGAAGAAUAUGAAGAAGUUCCAAUCGGAACUAUCAGUCGAUCAUCAACAGCAAGUAUAACGUCCGAAACAAGGAAAGGAUCGUUUUCUUCGUCGGCACAGCCAAGUCCAAUGGGGAGUCGAAGAGCUAGUUGGCAAGCAGAAGGUCCGAGGAAUGUCCCACCUGGUCAGUUCCAAGGGCAGCAGAUCCAAGCACCCCAGAGUAAUAUGGGACAGCCCGUGCCUCAAGGGCAAGUUUCUCAAGCUGCUCCCAUGCCACCACAAAAUCUGCAACAACUGCAAAGGAAGCCUUCUCAAGGGAAUGCGCAUCACCUUCAGGGUCAACAAGUACCUAUGCAUGAUCCGAGAGUACCUCGAGGGAUGCCGCAGCACCAAGGUGUUGUACCACAUGGGCAGCUUGUUCAGGGACAAAUGUUUCCACCGCACGCUCAGAGCAGAGCGCCCCAACCCGGACAGAUAAACACGCAGGUUCAAAAUGCUCUUCAGGGACCUGUACCGCCUGUGCUGCCUCCCAAACCUGUACCAAUGAGGCUGCAAAAACGAUCUACCUACGGUCCAUCAAGCCCAGUAGGGCAAACAGUUCCUCAAGGACCUUUACCUCCUAGCCUGAAAGGAGAGAACCAAAUACAACAGCAAGGUCCCAUUACAAGCCAGAUGCCUCCCCCAGGGCAGCCAACCCUCCUCCAAAAAGCGCAUCCCAGCCGAGUACAGCCUCACGUUCAAAUUCCCCAAGACCAAGGAAGCUGGCAGCCUAACCCGCACCCCGUGAUGCCUCAAAACACACGGCCAGUGUCUAUGCAGCCUCAGUCAACACAGAGUGCUGGUUCGAAAGAAGGCAAGGAGGGGAAGAAAUGGUUGAAAUGGCUGAAGGGUGGUUCCAAGUCUGUUUCGCAUAGCCCGACUACACCAGUCAUUUCUUCGCCUAUAUCACCAGUUAUUGGACGCCCAGGCUGGGGCGGGGGAGAAUAUUCACAGCAGGCUGUAUGGCAACCUGGGCAAGCUAUCUCUACUGGGCCGCAGCCAGGUCUUCAGGGAAACAUGCCGCCGCCUCAGUCGGUGCAGAUGCAGAUGCAGACGCAGAUGCCUCCUCAGCCUGUGCAAAUAGCCCCUCAGCAGGCGCCGGUACAAUCUCGACCUGUUCAGAGACAAUCUCAUUCUUUUCAGACGGUUCAUGAGUCAGAUAAAAUGGGCUUUCAAGCUGGCCAACCCGGUCAAAUGCCUAUUCACUCUAGGCAGAUACCUCCUCAAGCAGAACACUUGCCGCCUCAAAGGAAAUAUUCGCCUCCCCAGCAGGUCCAGACGCCUAUACGACAGGAACAAAUGGCCCCUCCUCAGAAUCAAAUGCCUUCCCAGCCAAGGCAGCUAUCCUUUCAGAAGAGACUGUCGCUUCAGCAGACGCCAACACCAGCGCAGUCUAACGACAUGGCUAUGGCGCCUAGCCAGGGUCCGCCACCAGGCCCAGCACCAAUGCAUUCUCAACCUGAACCUCGAGCAUAUCGCGUAACCGCACAAUCUACAGCAGGGCCUCCAGUAGAGAAGCCAGCGAAUUCACCAGCAAAUUUCUCACGGUCUGUUAAGGAAGCGCCUGUGGGGAGCCAGCCUGAUAGCGUCGCUCGUCAACAAGUAAUACCACCCUGUCAACCUUCUCCUGGUGAAGUUCGACCUUUGGAACAAGCUCCUGUGCCUCGGUCUAAAACACCUGAAACCACUCAGCCGCUCCAGACCUCUGCAUCCCAUUAUCUCCAGCCUGAUUCGACUGUUAAUGAAAGUCUGUCGCCACAUGCACCGGCAGCGAGUCCAGGCCAUUCUGAUACAGCCAACACUCCUUUGAGUCGCAUGUCUUCUCAAAAAAGCUAUUUCUCUGACGCCGGUUCGAUCACAACAAUCGAAGUGGCACAAGCCCAGCCACAGGCUGUGUUGAAGCCCUCUAUCGUCCAAGUGAAACGGAAAUCGACAGGCAUGUGGCGCCAAUCCCAAGAGAUCCAGCAACACAAUGCUUCCCAGUCGAGCUCAGACGUCACUCCAAGGAUCUCUGCAGAGACACCUCGUGCUGGAACAGAGCCAGCUUUGCCACCCUCGAGUCUUCAACAUCAGCAAACCGUUGCACAACCUGGACCUGCUCAUGAGAUGGAUACCCUCAAGUACGAUAACACUACGGCACCCUUGUUCCACGAUUCCAGUGCUCCAAAGACUGCUCAAAUUGAUACUCGGGACGAACACAAGAACAAAGAACCAGCAGCGCCAUCAAAGUCUGAACAGCCCUCGGCUGCUGACACAAAUAACGAUAUCGCCCCGCUUGAACAGAACAAUCACGUUGUCGGAGUCAAAACAAACGAGGUGCAGUAUGCUCCUACCAAACCAGCUCCUCUGGUGGAAGACAAAUGGGCAAAGAAACCGGUGGUAGAUUAUUCUGGUGGAGAUUGGGGAGACGAUGAUGACUGGGACUAUUGA